AGCUGGUGCUUGAGAUGGAAAAAACAAAACAAGCGUCUAGACGGGAGCCGUAAUGGCUCGUGUUGCUCACACAUGACCCCUUUGUUGUCCCGGCACUGAGUCAGGGUGUGAACAAUGAUCAUGCCUCUGCAGCGUGGCCUCCUGCCGCUCCUCCUGCAGCGCUGAUAAAAGACGAGGAGGGAGGCGUCCAGAGCGCUGUUCUCCUGACAUCAGACAAGAAGUAAGGUAUAAACAAGCGUUGACCUCUGACCCUUCCAGCCACAUUGACAUGGUUGUGUUGAUUUGAUCGAGCUGGACCAAUAACCAUUCACCACCAGUCGGAUAAAACGAUCGUUGAGUGCAGUCGGAAGUGAAGAAGCAGGAAGUGCAGGAGAUGGCUCUGACGCUGCUAACCGCCCUAACUGCUGCCGUGACCAUGACUUACUGCUUCCCGGCUGUCUUCCAAGACCUGGAGAACAAUGGUGGAAACAGAACCUCCAUUAAGUUCCUGGCUGUAGGCGACUGGGGCGGGCUGCCGUACCCGCCGUACGUCACCGCUGUGCAGAAGACGACGGCUAACGAGAUGAAUGCAGUGGCGGAGCAGAUGGGAGCUGACUUCGUCCUGGCCCUUGGAGAUAAUUUCUACUACAGAGGUGUGGACAGCGUGGACUCCCCUCGCUUUCAGGAAACCUUUGAGUCCGUCUACUCGGCAAAGUCCCUCAGAGUGCCGUGGUAUGUUCUGGCUGGGAAUCACGACCAUGCAGGGAACGUCAAAGCCCAGAUUGACUACUCUCUUAAAUCUGACCGAUGGAAAUUCCCAUCUUACUAUUACGAGCUGAACUUCCGCAUUCCCAACACGGGGAAGACUCUGACCAUCAUCAUGCUCGACACGAUCGUGCUGUGCGGUAACUCGGACGACUUUGUGGACGAGCAGCCCAGAGGACCCGCGUACGCCGUGGAGGCCAACCGUCAGCUGGUCUGGCUGCAGGAGCGACUGGCUCGCUCCAGAGCAGACUUCCUGUUGGUGGCAGGCCACUAUCCCGUCUGGUCAGUGUCGGAGCACGGGCCCACAGAGUGUUUACUCAAAAGUCUUCGCCCUCUGCUGAUCGAACACAACGUCACCGCUUACGUCUGUGGCCACGAUCACAACCUGCAGUACCUGGAGGAGUCUGGAGUGGGCUACGUGGUGAGCGGCGCUGGAAACUUCCUAGAUCCUGACAUCCGGCACUGGAACCACGUCCCUAAGGGCUCCUUAAAGUUCUUCACGGGCCAGGCUUCAACGCUCGGAGGCUUCGUUCACGCAGAAGUCACCAAGAACAAGCUGAUCCUGACCUUCUUCCAGGCGACGGGCACCUCUCUGUACCGGACCGUCCUGUCCCAGAGGGAGUUCCGGUAGACCCGCAACGGGAGAAGCUGGGAUUAUUCCGCAGAAGCAAAUCAAUCAUCCUGCUUUAACUUUGUACUGUCAGUGAUUUUUAACGUUUUAAAGAAAUCUAUUUUAUUUGACUUAAAUGUGUGCUAAAUAAAUGUGUUUUGUAA
Nothobranchius furzeri (turquoise killifish) is the source of this 1518-nucleotide messenger RNA. RefSeq names its product acid phosphatase 5a, tartrate resistant (gene acp5a). The record is from RefSeq and is a predicted model, not a curated record. Gene Ontology annotation, molecular function: acid phosphatase activity; ferrous iron binding; ferric iron binding. Gene Ontology annotation, biological process: bone resorption. NCBI's taxonomy places the organism in Eukaryota, Metazoa, Chordata, Actinopteri, Cyprinodontiformes, Nothobranchiidae.